Arabis nemorensis is the source of this 726-nucleotide messenger RNA. The record is from the annotation of a GenBank genome assembly. NCBI's taxonomy places the organism in Eukaryota, Viridiplantae, Streptophyta, Magnoliopsida, Brassicales, Brassicaceae.
AUGUCUUGGUCUCCUUCUCCUCUGUUUGCAAUCUCAACCAGAAGGCCACGGACUCGUCGGAAGCGGCCGAAUCAGACUUACGACGAAGCGGCGGCUCUUCUCUCCACCGCAUAUCCGACCAUCUUCUCCUCCUCCUCAUCCAACACCAAACACAAGUCUGUUGAAAUCUCCUCCGGUUACGACGAUGCUUCCUCCCACUUGCUUGUGCCGUUUCAGGAGUCCGAUUUUCUCUUCAAUCCCUCUGUUCUGAUGAAAUCGGAAUAUCACUUGUUCGAGCACCAUGACGAUAAGGAAGUCAAUCUCGGUUCUGAUGAAUGGGAAGCAGCGAAUUGGUUCGGAAUAUUCAACGAGGAGAUUGAACAAGGAAUCGACAGUUUUAUGGGUAACAUCGAAUCUGCAAGGAGUUGUCAUCAGAGCAUCGGUCGAUUAGUGGAAAUGAUAAGGAAUCCUUUUUCCAUGGGAUUGAGGAACGCUCUCAGGGAAAACGACGAUACCAACUUGUGCAGAUUUCCCACCGUCCAAUUCGAACAGAUCUCGCCCUCUGAACAGAUCUCGCCGUUGUUGAAGCUGGACUACGAUGGGGUUUUAGAGGCUUGGUCCGAUAAGGACUCACCAUUCUCCGACAAUAUUCUGGCUUCUGACCUCCAUGUACACUUACUUUAUCCUCUAAUCUCUCUUUCCCGCCCUUGGAUUAUUCACAUUUCAACCUUUUUUUUUGUUGAUUAA